AUGGCCGCCCAGACCGCUCCGUUCUCAAUCAGACUCCGGGAGAGGAUAACUUUUGUCUGUCAGCAGCCUGGAAACACCAAUGCCUGCCCAACGCAAGCGAGCAGCAACGCCAACCAGCAGACGGCAAGCAGCAGUGUCAGCCUGACUGACGAGCACUUCCUCUCUAUUCUCCCCGCCUCUCAGCGUGCUGACAUCCACAACCUGGUGCCUCCGAGGCUGGACGACAUCUCCUGGAUUGAAAACGAGCUCAAUGUAGAGAGGCUGCGCACGAUUCAGCCUUUGCUCUGGCUCGUUGGUCGGCCAAUGCCGCCGCGCCCACUGCAUCACCAGAUCUCUCUGGGUCGGCAGGUGGUCGUCACAGAGCAGAUGGACAUGCACCUUGUCUGGACUACUGGUCGUAUGUAUCUAAAGCCAUUGCCACGCUUUCUUCUUGAGCCGCAGUUCUGGACGAGAUUCCUGUCUUGCGCACAGAAUUGUGCGUGCGUAGUAGCGAAUGGCAAGGCGCAGACUCCUCCUGCAGCAGCCUCGAAUUUCAGCAACUCCACAGCUUCCACGCACCAGCAGGCCUUCGUGGAGUGUAGGCAGCACAAGCUUCGAAAGAUAGCCCUCGGGUUCCUCUUCUCCUACGUGGCGCUCAUCAGCCACGAAAGCGAUCUCGGAAUGGCCAAGGAGAAGUUUUUGCUGCCGGCAGAAGUCGACUGGCCAUACUGGACAUCUUUCGUGCGCGAGCUCAGUCCAGAGCACAUCUAUCCAGACAUCGAUGACCGCUUCGUCUAUGGAGAGCUCCGCCUAAGUCGGCUAAACAAGAUCUACACACUGACCAAGAGACCCUUUUUGCGCGGCUAUGUGUACAGCUGGCAGCAGUAUAGUAGCUUCUUUGGGGAGUACCUUGGACUACUGACUGGUGUGAUUGUAUACAUUGCAAUCAUUCUAACGGCCAUGCAAGUUGGCUUGGCCACCGAUCAACUCCAGAACAGCCAGGCUUUCAUGAACGCUUCUUAUGGUUUUACCGUUUUCUCGAUCCUGGGUCCGCUGAUCGUCAUAGCAUUCAUGGUGCUGGUCUUCCUUUGUCUGCUUUGCAUUAACUGCAUCAAGACCGUGACUUUUCACAAGAAGAGGAUGGCAAUCGCAAGACCUGCUCCCUCACGAUAUUAA
Messenger RNA from Cyphellophora europaea CBS 101466, 1155 nucleotides. RefSeq lists its product as uncharacterized. The record is from RefSeq and is a predicted model, not a curated record. The transcript has a single exon. The coding region runs from base 1 to 1155 and encodes 384 amino acids. Lineage: Eukaryota; Fungi; Ascomycota; Eurotiomycetes; Chaetothyriales; Cyphellophoraceae.